This is a messenger RNA of Cercospora beticola, 1506 nucleotides long. RefSeq lists its product as uncharacterized. Lineage: Eukaryota; Fungi; Ascomycota; Dothideomycetes; Mycosphaerellales; Mycosphaerellaceae. The record is from RefSeq and is a predicted model, not a curated record.
AUGUCGACCACGACGAUUGCGGACAAGAUCGAGGCUUUCGCCCGGGAACCUACCGAGCGCGUUUUCUGCUCCUUGGUGCUGGAGGAUGCCUCCGUUCAAGACAUCACUUAUAGUCAUUUUCUGAACAUCAUCAACAAAGCGGCAACCUGGCUGGACGAAAGCCUGCCACGUCCUACUUCGGCGUCGGACUUUCCAACCUUUUCAUAUGUAGGCGACCUGAAUUUGCGGCGCUUGGCGCUCGUGGUUGCUGGCGCCAAAACAGGCCGCAAGAUUCUCAUGGUCCGCCGGUAUGCCCUGCGAGAUACGAUCGCGCACCUGAUCACUGAGACCAAGUGUACAACUUUCUGUAUGAGCCUUCCGAUAGUGACGCUAUGGAAUCCCAGAUCAGCUGAGCCGAGAGAGCGAAGCCCGGACGACCCUGUCUGUAUCUUUCACACGUCAGGCAGCACGGGUAACCCCAAGCCGAUUGUGUGGACUGAGCGCCGGAUAUCCUGUUACACUUCCGUGGAGUAUUUACGUGACGUGUUCAAGUCUCAAGGAGCCAGAAUGGUCUCCACAUUUCCACUGAUUCAUGUGGGCGGUACGAUGACUGCGUUAUUCUGGCCUCUGUAUCUCGGUAGCGUAGCGACUCUGCUGGAGACAGGAGUUCCGAGCAGUCCAGACGAUGUCUUUAGGAUGUUGCAGCUAUCCAGAGCGACUCUACUCGCAGCACAGCCGUCGUUGCUCACCAGCAUAGCGAGUUCAGUCGAUAUGGUCUCGAGGAUAAAUGGACUUUCCCGUAUUUUGACCGGCUCCGCUCCCUUGAGCACUGCUGUGAUAGAUCGACUGCAAGAGGGCAAUGGCCCAACUAUACUCAACCUUUAUGGGUCCACCGAAACACUUCCUCUUUGCCAGAGAUUCGAUGAUCAAGAUGAUUGGCCGUACAUCUCAUUCAAGGAGGACUCGGGAGUUUCAUUUCGGCGCGAGACGGAUGAUCUCUACGAAUUGAUCCUGAAGAAGACUGCAAGCGAGCAGGUGUUGAGCGUAUUCUGCUCCUUGCCAGAGCUAGACACAUUCGAGUCCAAGGAUCUAUUUUCACCCCAUCCACAGAAAUCGGGGCUUUGGCGAUUUGUCUGUCGCAAGGAUGACCUGGUAUCGCUCGCUGGCGGACAGGGGAUCAAUGUUGGCGACAUGGAGAUGAGAAUCCAGGAGUCUCCCUUAGUCGAUACCGCUAUCAUAGGGAUGGACGGCCGCCCAGCCACCAUGCUCCUCGUCGUACCUGAGCAGCAGCCCGUGAAUGAUCAGGAGCGCGCUUCUGUUCAAGACGCUAUCUGGCCGUUUGUGGAAAGGGCCAAUGAGCAUGCUCACCCGUAUGCUGCAGUUCAGAAGAACAUGGUCCUUGUUCUCCAAACAAGAGAGAAGCUCUCAGCUACUACAGAUAAGGGAUCGUUGAAGAGGCAGUCCGUAAUCGAGCAGUACAAGGCUGAUAUCGAUCGUGUCUACUCUGCGGCCAGGUCUAGUUCUUGA